UUCGUGUGUUUUCGUUCAAUGGAUUCUCCGCCAGUGAAACCUCCGCGAGGAGUUAAAUAUACCAAAGAAACGAGCGGUUGCGGUUUGCUUGUUUCCGUGAUAAAAACCCUCGAUGCCAGUGAAACGAACGAGCAGCGCGAACAGGAGAAGCUUAAAAUCGAACGGGAGUUCCGUAAAACCGACCAGCGGCUAAACGAACUCGUAUCACGCAGCGAUGGCGAUCUUACGCGCGUUAUGCAGCUGUUCGGCAAGGUGUCGACGGAAGUUACGGCCUCCCGGGAGCGCAUACAAGUGGUUAAGGAAAAUCUACAGUCCUGCAAACAAUUGCUGCGUUGCCGCCGCGACGAGCUGAAGAAGCUGUACACCGAUGCUAUCCAGCACAAGUACGUGCUGGAGAUGUUGGAUCAAAUCACCGAGAUUCGUAAGGUGCCGGCACAGUUGAGUGCUUACAUGGCGAAGAAACACUACCUCCACGCGACCAAGCUGCUAAUGGCAUCGAUCGAAACGACAGACGGCAAGCUGAAGGGUGUGGAAGGAUUGAACGAUCUGCGGCAAGACUUUCAAAACCGGCGCCAGCAGCUGUACGGGAAGCUGCUGGAAGAGCUGAACAAACAUCUGUACGUGUCCAGCACGGCGGACGUGCUGCAGAACUUCCAGCGUCAGGCAUCCGGACGCAACAGUCAGUAUGCGGCCGGGGCGUCCCCAUUCCAGCGGAACGUUUUGCGCCGCUCGGCGGAACGGGUGGAAGCCAACACGAAGGCACGCAAAGCGUUGUUUGAGAUCUCCAAGAAUGGGUUUUUGGACGUGGAUAAGAGCGAAAUCAUCGAAGAUACAGAGCUGCUAGAUCCGGAUGUCAAUUCGUCAUAUUUCCUGAGUAUAAUUGUUGAAUGCUUUGCAUUGUUACAGAAAGUGCCUGAAUCGAUUGAGUCAAUAAAAGUACAAAUGCAAAGCGAACUACUAGCUAUCGUAACCAAAUCCACUCAGCACAUCAAUUCGCUGGAACAUCAACCGCCGACCCAACAGCCAGCACACGGCAUUACCAGCACUCCAUCGUCCGCGAACGCAGUCGCUGCCUGCAAUGGAACACCCUCCGGUACAUCGAAUGCUGAUCCCACGCAACCCGCCCAACCGGUACCAAUACUCGAGCUGCUCGAUCUGGUGUUCAAACAGUUCAAGCUGAUCGCCAACGCGCACCAGCAAGCGCUCCGUAACUAUGGCAACGUCAUACAACGAUACAACAUUCCGCAAGUGAAGCCUUACGAUAUUAUCGAGUAUUGGGGACAGGCGCAAGCCGUCCUCAAGCUCGUACUCACCGACUAUCUGGACAUUCAGAAUGAUAGCGGUGACGAAGCGUUGCUCUUGCGUGGCCAGUUUGCCGAACAGUCCACCAACGUGAAUGCGUUCUUUAGUCGUCGAAAAACGCCGGGUAAGAAGCUGCUGUUCCGGUUUGACAAAUCGUCCCACACGGCAGAGGCGGGAUCAUCACAGCAAGCCGAUAGCGACCAGGGGCAGCCGAAAGAGCAUCGACGCAAUCUGUCGAACGUGUCAAACAGCACGCCAAAGGAGGAUACGCUGCUCAACAGUUCGGCCGUCAGUGGCAAUUCGUCCCACUUGCUGAACAGUAGUUUCCAUCAGCAUCAGCCGUAUUAUUUCGGUGGCAAGGAUGGUGCUGCCGAACGAAGGAAACGCGAGCGUGCGUUGGUUUGCUCGCCGGAUGCGUCCCUAGUGCGGAAGAUAUAUCUGCCACUGAUGGGUUACAUCCAGGAGAUAGAGAGUUUUAUGAAGUGCAAGUCGGGACAACCGUGCAGUUUGAAUACAUUCUUGGCAAACUAUGUAAAGGACGCUUAUCUGGCGCGUGGACACAAUCGGAACCUGCAGCUUACGAUUGAAUCGCUUUCGAAGGCACAGGAUGCAUGGCGAACCAUUAUCAGUCCUGAGGAAAUGAAGCGACUCGGCCUAACGCGUCCACUAUUGCAGAACACUGUCAUCGUAGAGAAUCGAAUUGCCGAAACGAAGAAACUUAUCCAAGAUCUUCCCACCUACUCCGAUGAAUUGUUAAAAAUGGUCUGUUCACUGCUGAAGACGUACCGUGAGACAUGUCAGGCGGCGUACCGCGGUAUUGUCCAGCCAGAGACGGAGGACAAGCGAAUCUACAGUGUCGCCUGGCUUAAGGAUGACGAUAUUACGCGAUUUUUAAAAUCACUACCGAACUGGACGGAUCUGAAAUCAUCGAACGCCCGUCUAAGGCAACUGCAGCAAAAGCGCCUAAUGAAAACAGAACCAUCGGAAGAGGAAAGUCCCACCCAGGUACAGCAACGCAACGUGCGUGAGGCCGAAAUGCUGACCAGCAAUCUCGGUGAGGGUGGCAUCUCCCACCAAGAGAUCCUGUCCGAUGUGGGCGUACUGAAGGAGCUGGCCAUACUGCAGGAAAGCAUGGAAUGGUUCGCGAAUCGUAUAACGGAGUUUGCUCAGGAGUUGAAAAAACCGAUCGUUAAUGGAUUGGUAGGUGCAUCACCCGUAUCAACGCCCGGGUCACCCUCACCGGCCGGUACGGCAACGAUCGUUAACAGUCCGGUUAUCGUGAAGGAUGGUAUGAUAAAGGUGCUCAUCAAUUUGGCGCUGGAAUUUGAAGAGCUGGCCAACACCUGUCUGUUGGUGCUGCAUCUUGAGGUACGUGUGCAGUGUUUCCAUUAUCUGCGCUCGAGCCCAUCGGAUCGCUACAAGGCGAACAAUCCGAACAAGAACGAUUCGCUCGAGCCGGAUGCGAAGGUGCUGAAGCUUACGAAGGUACUGUCGGACAUGGACGAGGCGCUGAGUUCAACUUUGCAUCCGAGAAAAACAAAGUAUGUCUUCGAAGGUUUAGCACACCUAGCUGCACGGAUUCUUAUAAUGGCCGCCAACUCAAUGGAAUACAUCGAUCAUUCGGGCGUACAGCGAAUGUGCCGGAAUGCUUUGGCACUCCAGCAAACACUCAGCAGCAUUACAGCGUCACGAGAAGUCGCACUGGAUUAUGCACGUUCCUUCUACGAAAUGUUCUACCUAGAUCCCGAGGAAAUACUUACCUCGAUCGUGGAGAAAGGUGCACAGUUUACGGAGAUGCAAUAUCUCAAUGCACUACAGCUGAUCUUCCGCAACCGUGGCAUCGUCGAUCCGGCUGUCGUCGGGUCCUACCAGCAAAAGCUUUCCGAUCUGCUCGGCACGAAACCCGCCCUCGGUGUGACCGUUUAGAU
Anopheles maculipalpis is the source of this 3230-nucleotide messenger RNA. RefSeq names its product exocyst complex component 4 (gene Sec8). Gene Ontology annotation, cellular component: synapse; exocyst; growth cone membrane. The coding region runs from base 19 to 3228 and encodes 1069 amino acids. Lineage: Eukaryota; Metazoa; Arthropoda; Insecta; Diptera; Culicidae. The record is from RefSeq and is a predicted model, not a curated record. Gene Ontology annotation, biological process: exocytosis; Golgi to plasma membrane transport; chemical synaptic transmission. The transcript has 8 exons.